Messenger RNA from Aspergillus sclerotioniger CBS 115572, 783 nucleotides. RefSeq lists its product as uncharacterized. The transcript is spliced from 4 exons. The coding region runs from base 28 to 477 and encodes 149 amino acids. The record is from RefSeq and is a predicted model, not a curated record. Lineage: Eukaryota; Fungi; Ascomycota; Eurotiomycetes; Eurotiales; Aspergillaceae.
CCUGUGGUAAGUCCGGAAGCUUUCCUGAUGGAUACAGUGUUGACUAAUUUCUUCCAAUCAACCUCUGCGCGCAGUCGGUGUCGAAUUGAUGGGAUGGCCCGCCCCCAUGUUUGCGAUCGACAUCGAUGCAAAACGACCCGUCUACCGCAGGAACAUUCCAGCCACGCGGGCUCCUCGUGGGUUCACGAUGCCAGUCGGCAUGGUAAUGAUACUAUCGAGGGAACGCGCGCGUAUUCUGGCCGUGAGGGAUUUUCCAGCGUCUGGUCACAGGUUUUGUCACACCGCCAGGGGUUCUUACCGGGGCGAGAAACCAGGACCAAUAAUAAGACUUGCCCCAGUCCUCCAAAAACGCCACCUACUGUAUGUGCUUGUUUGAUCCUGUUUGCCUACAGAAUGCGUUUCCCAGGUGCAGUUCGUCUACCGUUUCCUAUAAUUCGGGCCCGGGUAUUUGAGCCCGCUGUUUAUGAGAGCACGUAGAAUGCCCCCGCGAAAUGCAGUAUCCCAAGCUCGUCAGCAUGCUCCUCAUCAUCGUUCCCCUCGCCGGCCUGACCACGGCUGCCCCAGUCGCUGAUGCCAGUGCUGAGCCAAUAAACGCAAUACGUCGCGUGCCGUCCGCCGACGAUGUCGAUCUUAAGGCAAUCGGUGAUGUCUACAAGAUGUAAAUUGUGGACGGGUUCAUUGUUGGAGUGGUGGAGAAGGAGGUGAUGAAUUUUGUGUAUGGAAGGAAACCUUGAUGUUCGUUCUGUUAGAUGUCUAGUCUACAAACAAUUUGAGUCCCCUGUG